AUGCUUAUCUCUAAGCAGAACAGAAAAGUCAUCUACGAGGCUCUCUUCAAGGACGGUGCUUUGGUUGCCGCCAAGGACUUCAACGCCCCCAAGCACUCUGAGCUUGAGGUUCCCAACCUUGAGGUCAUCAAGGCCAUGCAGUCCUUGACCUCCAAGGGUCUCGUCAAGACCCAGUUCUCGUGGCAGUUCUACUACUAUACUCUCACUGACGAGGGUAUCAACUACCUCCGCGAGUACCUCCACUUGCCCCAGGAGAUCGUCCCCGCCACCAUGAAGAAGGCUGCCCGUCCCGCUGCUCCUCGUCGUGCCUUUGGCGAAGGUCGUGAGGGUGCCCGUGGCCCCCGUGGUGACCGUGAUGACUACAGACGCAAGGAGGGUGCCUCUGGUGACUUCAAGCCCGAGUUCCGUGGUGGCAUGGGUAAGUUUCUUUAA
Molecule: messenger RNA, 432 nt
Organism: Phycomyces blakesleeanus NRRL 1555(-)
Lineage: Eukaryota; Fungi; Mucoromycota; Mucoromycetes; Mucorales; Phycomycetaceae
Exons: 2
Coding region: 1-432 (143 amino acids)
Cellular component (GO): cytosolic small ribosomal subunit
Molecular function (GO): structural constituent of ribosome; RNA binding
Source: RefSeq, a predicted model, not a curated record